Chaetomium globosum CBS 148.51 is the source of this 2244-nucleotide messenger RNA. RefSeq lists its product as uncharacterized. The record is from RefSeq and is a predicted model, not a curated record. Lineage: Eukaryota; Fungi; Ascomycota; Sordariomycetes; Sordariales; Chaetomiaceae. The transcript has 5 exons. The coding region runs from base 1 to 2244 and encodes 747 amino acids.
AUGGGGCGACGUUACCCGCUACGGGUAGGGUUAUCACGGGAACGCAACAAGGGGGGAGCGAGACAGCACCAUCGACCACGCAUGGGUCACAAAAACCUCUACAGCGGUGUACCACGGACCGGGGGACCCGUGCUUAGGGGGGUCAGACCAUGUCCCACAACGAAUCUCGGUCUACGACGAGAGGCAGGGCAGAAAAGAGAGCGUAGCGAAGUCCUAGAGGGCUGGAGCUGGGGCUUAAUGAACGAGGAGCAAGUCGAAGAGCUAGCGAAAGCUAGGAUCACUGUCCCCGAACGAAUCGAACACCCGGAGCAAGUGGAACCCUCCUUCAACAAACUACUAGAGGAGCUAAUUGGAAUCGCGAACGAGGCGGUCCCACAGAGAAAGCGUAGUAGCGGAAGGCAGGCCAUCUGGUGGAACAUUAAAGUCAAGAACGCGACGAGGAGAACGCGAAAAGCCUUCCGAGACUGGAGAGCUGUGAGGACGCCGUGGCGCCGCGAAGAACUCGAAGAGGCGAGGAGAGCACAGAGAGCUAUCAUCAGAAGGUCGCAGACGAAGUGCUGGAGGCAGGGUAUCCACGAAGCAUCGGCCGACCCCCAGUAUUCUGUGGGCUAUAGAGAGUUUCUCGCAGACCGGUUCUUCCCUACCGUUAUACCAGGAGUCGACCCGGGGCCGCGGGGAUAUAGCCACGGGCCCGAUAAGGAGUACGAGUUCCUCCACCAGGAAGUGACCAACGAGGAUAUUAGAAAGACCCUGGCAAGAACAGCAAACAACAAGGCACCUGGGGAGGAUGGACUUUCCAACGGGUUCUUAAAAGGCCUGCGGCGAACCCCUCUACAACGCAAUGGCGGUCCUUACAAGAGGGAGCCUCGCGCACGGAGUGUUCCCGCGGCGAUUUCGCAGCGGAAGACGGGCGCCUGGAGGCCGAUCACCCUCCUCAGCAGCGUUGGGAAAGUCGUCGAAAUGGUAAUCGCAGAACGCCUCUCCCGGGAAGCGGAGAAGCAGGGAUGGCUCCCCGAGGGGCAGAUGGGGAACCGCAGCGGCCGCUCCACGGAAUUCGCGAUCAGGGUGGUCACGGAUGCCGUACACGAGACCUGGCGGCAUAAGGCGAACGCAUCUCUCCUUCAACUAGACCUCAAAGGGGCCUUCGAUAGGGUACACCACGGAUGGCUCACAAGGACCCUUAGAGAACUGGGGGUCCCGCUGUGGACCCUUAGAUGGGUCGAUUCGUUCACCGCUGGGAGGUCGGCAAAACUCUGGUUCGAUGGGACGAUGUCCGAAAGGCUCGAGAUAGUAAGGGGGGCAAUCGUGGUAGGGUUCGCAGACGACACAAAUAUCCUGGCCGUAGCGGAGACGACGGAGGGUACCUGCGGCAUCCUAGCGGAGGCCUGGGGACACUGUGCAGGUUGGGCAGCAGAGAGGGGUAUGGAAUUCGAGCCAGCGAAGAGCGAACUAAUCCACUUUUCGAGAGCAAGGGCCCCGAUCGAGAAGACCCUAACGAUCGGGGGGGUAGAGCUGAAACCAGUUGAGGAUGCUAGAUUCCUUGGGGUUUGGCUCGAUAGGAAGCUGAGGUACCGCGCACACCUCGCGGCGGUGAGGAAGAAGAUGAAGACCCAGACCUGUGCCCUAACAAGGCUCGCGGCAAAGACGUGGGGGUGUACCUUCGCGAGGGCGAGGGAGAUCUACUCGAAAGUGAUCCGCAGUGCGAUCGCGAGGCUCCUUGCCUUCGAGGAUCGGGUUAGGAUAUCAGAGGAGGCGAGGCUAAUCCGCCAGACCCCUGCCACAAUCGCUGCGAUCCUGCGGCGGAGGCGCAGAAGGGGGAGGGGAAGACCUCGGCGGGAGAUAGACGAUAUAGCAACGGCACCAGCGGAAAAAGGCUCAGGAGAAUGGAAGAAGAGGUGGGCACAGGAGUGGGCCCCCCUCGAGUCGAGGCCGGAAGAAGGAGGAGCUAGAGCCAGGGUCAACCGGGCCCAGUACCAAACCACAAGAGAACAGCUCGAGAGGUGGAUGGAGGAGGCAAUGAGAAGGGAGUGGAUUGGAAGAUGGGAGAGUGAGGUAGCUAGGGUGGUCGCUAGGAACCCGGGGGCGGGCCCUCGAACCGGCCGAUGCGACCGCGCGGUUCGACGCCUCUAUCAUGAACCGACACCGGUCGAGGGACCCAGCCUGGGAGCUAUCGAAGGCGAAGAGUACUCUCCUAGUGCAAGCGAGGACCGGGAAGAUUGGGCUUCGAGGGUUCCUCUUUACUAG